Messenger RNA from Crotalus tigris (Tiger rattlesnake), 5190 nucleotides. It is a transcript of the gene SOX30, whose product is annotated as SRY-box transcription factor 30. The transcript has 5 exons. Gene Ontology annotation, molecular function: DNA-binding transcription factor activity, RNA polymerase II-specific; sequence-specific double-stranded DNA binding. Gene Ontology annotation, cellular component: nucleus. Gene Ontology annotation, biological process: regulation of transcription by RNA polymerase II. NCBI's taxonomy places the organism in Eukaryota, Metazoa, Chordata, Lepidosauria, Squamata, Viperidae. The record is from RefSeq and is a predicted model, not a curated record. Bases 132 to 2465 code for a protein of 777 amino acids.
CCUUGGAGUUGGGGGGGAGGGGGAGCGGAGAACGUUUGCAAGCCAACCGCAGCAGACAAACGGGCGGUAACAGAGGACCGGGCUGAGCUCACAAUCCCAUAACAAUCCUACUAUCAAGGCUGGGCUGCAGCAUGGAAAAAGGGGCGCAGGAGGAAGCCCCAAGAGAGCAGCACCGGCUCCUGCAUUCCACGGCUAGGCAGAGCACUCCCUGCAUGGACCAUCUUCUCCUGCACCCUCUGCCAGGCCAGGGGGGCAGGGUCUCCCACCCUCUGCUAUUCCCUCCCAAGCAGGUUCCCCAGCACCAUCUCCUGCACCCCCUCUCUCCCAAGCAAAGCGUUUUGCACCAGGAACAGAAACUUCCACAGCCUGGGGAAGGGGGUGCCCUUAAAGAGCAGCAGCAUAUUUUGGAAGAGCAGAUUUGUCUUGAAAGGCAGCUUUCCCAGCCUGUCUUUGGGACGGAAACUGGAGUCUCUGAAAAGCAAGAAGAGGAGGAAGAAAAUGGGCACCAGAAAGGGUUACAAGUGAAAGCAGAGGAGCGUGAGCCAGAGAACCCAUUGCUCUUUAUGGGAAGUAGCAAUAAGAAAAAAAGACGAGAGCCUAAAACUUUUAUAAACCAUCUCAACGGCAAAGAUGAAAGUAGCAGCAGUGUGAAAUGUGUAGGGGAAGUCAAACUGGGGAAAGUUGAAGAGCUGGAGGAAAUCAAGAAAGAGGCAAAGAUGAAAGAAAACUGUGAUGCCGAAGUCUUGGGAUCUGCAAAAGAAGGGACCAUCAAAACUGAACUGGUAGAACCUCCUGAGGAGUAUUGCAAGGGGAGGGAAGAGGUGGCAUCCAAGCCUCAACCAUCUUCCAGUGGUCCGGCUCACAUUAGUAAGGAUGUUAGUUUGUCUCAAUCUCUGGGAACACAGCAUUCUCAAGAACUGAAGAUUCCUGUUACACUCCAUCCAGUCCCUCCAGGGGCUAGGAUCCAGUUUCAGGGACCACCUCCAUCUGAACUUAUAAGAAUGACUAAAGUGCCAGUGACACAAGUACCCCUUAAAAUGCAGUCCUUGUUGGAGCCUUCAGUCAAAAUUGAAACUAAAGAUGUUCCUCUCACAGUGCUACCCUCAGACGCAGGGAUACCAGAUACUCCGUUCAGCAAAGAUAGAGAUGGCCAUGUCAAGCGUCCUAUGAAUGCAUUUAUGGUAUGGGCAAGAAUUCAUCGGCCAGCCUUGGCCAAAGCUAACCCUGCUGCUAAUAAUGCCGAGAUCAGUGUCCAGCUUGGAUUGGAAUGGAACAAGCUCACUGAAGAACAAAAGAAACCUUAUUAUGAUGAAGCUCAGAAGAUAAAAGAAAAACACAGAGAAGAAUUUCCUGGUUGGGUUUACCAGCCAAGGCCUGGCAAAAGGAAGAGGUUUCCAUUGACUGUCUCCACUGUAUUCUCGGGUACAACUCAGAACAUCAUAGCUACAAGUCCAAUGACGGCCUCUACUGUCUUUACUGGGACUUCUCAGAGUAUUAUUACUACAAAUCCAACUACCAUUUACCCUUUCCGAUCACCUACCUACUCUGUGGUUAUACCCAACGUACAGAACAGCAUUGGACAUCCAGUCUGUGAAGCCGCUUCUACUAUCCAGCUGCCAGCUCCUUCUGCUCAGCAUCCAGGCCCCAUUACACUGUUCCAGCCAAGUGUAGGAAACACAACACCAUUAGCUGCCUCAACUGCAAACUUGCCGAUUCGGCCAGUCCUUCAUCCUCAACGAUUUGCUGCACCUUCCCCAACAGAAGCUCAUCGUGUCUCUUCAGGAACAAAUUGCUCUAUUAAGAGACCCACCCAGAUUUCUAUUGAAAGCUCAAGCAGGACCCCAAAUAAUACAAGCACUACUCACCCUAGAUACAGUGUCUCAAAUAGCCAACCCCCCAAGGAAUACUCAGGUGUUUCUUCAUGUUCUAGAAAUGGACCCAUUCCUCAAGCACCACCUAUCCCUCAUCCACACGUCUAUCAGCCUCCUCCCAGUGGUCAUCCAGCAACUCUCUUUGGAGCUCCUCCUCGAUUUUCAUUUCACCAUCCUUACUUUUUACCAGGGCCUCAUUAUUUCCCAUCAAGCACAUGUCCAUAUAGCCGUCCUCCUUUUGGUUAUGGGAAUUUCCCCAGCUCCAUGCCUGAGUGCCUUGGCUUUUAUGAAGACCAGUAUCAAAAGCAUGAGGCCAUGUUUUCUGCCCUGAACAGAGACUACCCAUUCAGAGAAUAUCCUGAUGAACACACACAUAGCGAAGACUCCCACAGCUGUGAGAGCUUGGAAGGGACAUCCUAUUACAGCAGCCACAGUCAGACUGAAGAGGAGUAUUUAAACCCAAUGCCACAGUUGGACAUUGGGGCCCUUGAAAAUGUUUUUACAGCCACCCCUUCCACCCCUUCUAGUGUACAGCAAGUUAAUGUGACCGAUAGUGAUGAUGAGGAAGAAGGAAAGGUGUUGAGAGAUUUGUAAUUUUUCAGAUCAAAUCUAGCAUACUUUUUAAAACGUGAAAUAAAACAUGUUCCUCAUAUAACACUAUUUUAGUGAGUGUUAUCUAGAAGGCAUAGUAAAUCUAGGUGGUUCUAAAGUUUUUAUGACACAUGGGAGAGUUCCUGAACCAAUGUAUCAUCACAGGUACUGUAUAUUUUUAUAUUAAUUUUGCAUACUCUGCUGAUCAAGGCAGCUCUUAAGAUGGUGAAGACUUUUUUAUUUAGUUAUCUCUUGCCUUGUAGCUGAAUGCUAUGGGUAAUGUUUCCAGAGACCAUGUGAAUAGUGUGUCUUAUUGAUUCUACAUUCAGCUAAACUGAUUAGUCAACAUUGUGCAUUUGAAAAAGUGCACUGAAGAAGUUUGAUAAUUAAUGAAAUCAGGGCAUUGACCUAUAUUCCUCAUGUUAUGUAAUGCUAGAAGCAACAUAAUUGUGUGCAACUUACCACAAUUUUUAAAAUCUGCUCUUGAGCACAUACAGACCUUAAUUUAAAUAGAAUCAUACUAUUUAUGAUGGGAAACUUCAUUUUCCUGUUUCAGUCUCUGUUCCUUGAUGGCAUGGUGAGAUUUUAAUUUCUAUCAAGAUAAAAAAAAAUGUAUUUAUUUCUCUGUUGUGUCCAUGGUGUGCACAUACUUUGUUAUACAUAAGUCAGAAUUGUCAGAUUUAAAAAUCUGACCUGUGGUAAAAGUAGUUAUUUUUUAAAAAAGCAACUACAGUUGUUCCAGAAUCUAAUCUAUAUUUAUGCAGAAAUUGCUAUAUAAUUAUCUGAAGACUGCAGCCCUGUUUACGAUUUAACUUAUUCCUCUGCAAGAACAAUUCAUCUUUUAGCAUCCAUAUAAAUGGAACAGUUACAUAAUUCUAAGAAUAAGUAAGACUCAAUCUAGCUGUCAGUUGUAUACAAGCAGGUUAUGAUUCUAUACCAGAAUAUAAAUAACAACAUUGCAAACAAUGCAUUUUAAAAUGUAGUGCAUCAAAAGUAGUUGUAAAGAAGAUGAAACAUUACUAAGCUAUUUGUUCAUGUUACAAACCAAUUUUAUAGCUACACUUUUCUUUCUGUUUUGGGGAAAGGGGCUGAUAGUAUAGAUGUUCCAUUUUUGUUAUGUUAAAAUAAAAUCGUAUGAACUGUAUGUUGUUACCUCUCUAUAUUGUGACAAAAAAUGAAUUAUGACCCUUGCUUGUAUGUACAUGAUAAGGUCAAAUGUGGUUAUCAAUUUUCAUAUUCUGUAGAGGGGUUUGUUUUAAUGAUAAUCAUACAAAGGGUGUACUAUUAUCAGUAACUAUUGUAAGCUAAUUGAAAAUGUUAAUCCUGUUCAUAACAUUUUAUUUAAAUUGUAAAUUUUCUUAUCAUACAUGUUAAGAGAUAAUAGCCUUUAUUGGAUAGAAAAAAAAUUUAAAGGAUGAAAAGGAAAUUCUAUGCUUGAUUGGUAAUUUUUGCUAACAAUCAUAGUACUUUUGCAUCAGCACUAAUAUAUAAUACUGAUGUGGUUUAGAAUACUUGCUAUAUUCUAAACAUAUAUUUCAAAUAUAUGUGAAAGUUGUCUUCAAGAAUUCUUGUGAGCAAAUGAGCUACGAUUCCCGCCACCACCCAAAAAAAGAUUGUGCAACCCCAUCUAACACAAUACAAUUGUUCUUUUUUUCCCCUUUACAAUAUAUAAAUAGCACAAAAUAAGUUGAGCAGCACUAAAAGAAGGACAGGUAAGCAGACACCAGGCCAAAUCCUGAACAUCCUAAGAAAAAUGUUAUAAACUAGAAGAAUCGGCGUAAGCCAGUCCUUUCCAACCUACAGUCCUCUUGAUUUGUUAGAUUAUAACUCCCAGAAAGACAGCAUACACAAAAGAUUAUCCUGCAAUUCAGUGUCAUUUUAUUAUUAUUCACAAAUCACAGAAUUAACCAUAGUAUUCUGGUUCAAAUGAGUCCCAUUACAUUUCAUUAAAAUUAUUACAUUCCCCAGUCUAUGAAAAAAGAUCAGAAAUAAUUUUGUGAUAACAAAAAGGAAAAAAAACAAACCUCACAUUAAAAGUUCAGGGUGAUAAAAAUGUCAUUAUAAAAAAAAACAUCAGCUGUAGCAUAAUGUAUAUAACAUUUAGCUUGCCCAAUAGAGUGCUAUUCCAGGGCAAAGAAAAAUCAAUAUAUUAAUUUACAAUUUUUAUGCAGCUUUUUUAUCUGACAGAAUGGUAAACUGUGCAAUAUGGAGAAUAAAUUGCUGACUCUUGAAACCAAAAAUUAAAGACUAAUCUCAUGGAGACAUUCCUCUAUGGUAGAGACCAAUGAUUUUGUCAGAACUGGGAUAAACCUCAAAGUAAAAUCUGCUUAUUAACAUAAAACCCCAAGCUUUCUGUAGUAGAAUAAGGGGAAAAGUUUGUCCAUUUUCUUUCCUAUGUACAAAAAAUGUAAGCAAAUAAAUAUUCAGGAUGCUGAUUCUAAAAACAAAACAAAAACAUUUGGCAACUCAGUUUAUAAAACAAUAUGCCUACUACAUUUUAUCUUGUAUAAUUGGGCACAAGGCACAAACAAAAUUUUAAUGCAGUUCCCCUUUAGAAUAAGUUUUGUUUUAUGCAGGCAUCCACAAAGAAAAGAGGAAGAAGGGCAUUAAUUCUUUACAGAAGAUAUAUAGCGUUGUAUGUAUGCAUAUAUGAUUCUCAUGCUGUUUUGAUGAAAUAAGAUCAUGUGAACACCUUAAUGGGAAGUGUAUAACCUGGAUUCCUUCCAUC